UAUCUGGGAGACAAAAUGGCUGGCUCAGUGGCUGGCAGUGUGCGGUGAGGGGAGACAUGACCUUUGUCUCCAAUUUGUGAAAUAUUGACACUAUAUUUAACAUAAAAUGUCGAACCCUACUUUUAGAACACGCAUAUCACAAUUAAGAAAACGGAAAAUUACUAAAAAGAAAAUAGUGAGGAGAGGAAACCCAUUAAAUCAACGAAAUAAUGACGAUGAUUGUGAAGUCCCUAUAGUUCCUGGAUCAGCACUGGCCCUUUUGGGGCUGGUAGCUGGAGGAGCGGCUGCAGCUGGUGAAGCAGGCCCCUCCUCUGCCCUCGUUGGCACCUCCACACAUCACCAUCACCCGCCAUAUCACCUACGUCGCAAGUCCCCAACACAUCCGGUCAGUCCACCAUCCUCCAUAGGGGCAGCGGCAGCAACAGCGUCAGUAACAGCCUCACCCACAACGGCAUCACCAGCAGGAGUUUCAGCAGCAACGGCUGGGCUUCCAUCUGCUGCCACAAAUUCUGCACCUUUACUCUCACCCACUGCUGCUAUUGCUGCUGCAACCACAUACUGCCCUUCCAUGUUACCUGCCCGCAAGCGCCCUCGGAGAACGUAUUUUACUGGGGAUUCUUCCACAGGGCUUGGGUGCAACCCAUUUACCGCAGCACAUUACCUCCUGUAUGAACUUCCUGACGAGGUGCUACUCACUAUUUUUUCUUACCUGUAUGAAAGAGAUCUCUGUCAUGUAGCACAAGUCUGUAAACGCUUCUACACAAUAGCCAAUGACAAUGAACUUUGGAAAAAUCUUUUCCAAGGUCUGUAUGAAUAUGACCUGCCAUUAUUCAACCCUGCACCCUGCAAAUUUGACUUUGUGCAACCUGAGGACUGUGAUUAUGACAACCCUUGGAAAGAAAGUUUCAAGCAGUUAUAUCAUGGAGUACAUGUUAGAGAAGGACAUCAAAAAUAUGCAGCAAAGGAAACUGGUCGAUCUGUUGCAUACUUUGAAACCAUCCAGGCUGCCUUUGAAUACUGUGAUGAUGCAGAGAGACCUCUUGUGUUAAUUCAUUCUGGUGUUUACCGGGGACAACUUAUUGUUAUAGAGACCAAUAUUGCUCUUAUUGGAGCUGCACCUGGUAAUGUGGCAGAAAAUGUAAUUUUAGAACGAGAAUGUGAAUCGACUGUAAUGUUCAUGGAGGGGGCACAACAGGCAUAUUUAGGUUAUGUCACAAUAAAAUUUUCUCCUCCUAGUUGUACGGAAACUAUGCAGCACCAUAAACACUAUGCAUUGGAAAUUCAAGAGAACUGUGCACCCACCAUAGAACACUGCAUUAUUCGCAGCAUAUCUCAUUUGGGAGCAGCAGUGAGUGUGAGUGGUCCGGGCGCUGAACCAGUUAUUCGUCAUUGCGAAAUAAGUGAUUGCGAGAAUGUUGGUCUGAUCAUCACUGACCGGGCACAAGGUCAUUAUGAAGACAAUGAGAUCAGCCGCAAUGCCCUGGCUGGAAUAUGGGUCAAGAACUAUGCAAACCCUAUAAUGCGGCGCAACCACAUCCACCAUGGGAAAGAUGUGGGAAUAUUCUGUUUUGAUGGAGGACUGGGCUACUUUGAGGCAAAUGACAUUCAUAAUAAUCGUAUUGCUGGCUUUGAGGUGAAGGCUCAAGCUAACCCAACUGUUGUUCGAUGUGAAAUACAUAAUGGCCAAACUGGAGGAAUAUAUGUACAUGAGCAUGGAAUGGGUCAGUUCAUAGAAAAUAAAAUUCACUCUAACAAGUACGCUGGAGUGUGGAUAACCUCAAACAGCAAUCCAACUAUUAGACGAAAUGAAAUAUAUAAUGGUCUUCAAGGUGGCGUUUAUAUAUUUGGAGAUGGCAGAGGACUCAUAGAGCACAACAAUAUAUAUGGUAAUGCAUUAGCUGGUAUUCAGAUCCGCACCAACAGUGAUCCCAUAGUACGGCACAAUAAGAUUCAUGAUGGUCAGCACGGAGGUAUAUAUGUUCAUGAAAAGGGUCAAGGCCUCAUAGAAUGUAACGAAGUUUAUGCCAACACACUUGCUGGAGUCUGGAUUACCACAGGGAGCACGCCAACUUUAAGAAGGAAUCGUAUUCAUUCUGGGAAGCAGGUGGGAGUUUAUUUUUAUGAUAAUGGCCAUGGCUUACUAGAAGAUAAUGAUAUCUUCAACCAUUUAUACUCAGGUGUACAAAUUAGGACUGGGAGCAAUCCAAACAUCCGUCGAAAUAAGAUAUGGGGAGGACAGAAUGGCGGAGUUUUAGUUUAUAAUGGGGGUUUGGGGCUUCUUGAACAAAAUGAGAUAUUUGACAAUGCUAUGGCUGGUGUGUGGAUCAAGACUGACAGUAAUCCCAUUCUACGACGAAACAAAAUAUAUGAUGGAAGAGAAGCUGGCAUUUGUAUAUUUAAUGGUGGGAAAGGUGUGCUAGAAGAGAAUGAUAUAUUUCGUAAUGCACAGGCAGGUGUUCUAAUAUCCACCCAGAGUCAUCCAACUCAAAGCCACCCUAGUUUAAAAAGGAACCAGAUAUAUGACGGGUUGGCAGCAGGCAUCGAAAUAACAAAUAAUGCCACAGCCACCUUAGAGUACAACCAAAUAUUUAAUAAUCGUUUUGGUGGUCUUUGUUUAGCAUCAGGAGUGAAUCCUUCCCAAAGAGGCAAUAAAAUUUUUAAUAACCAUGAUGCAGUAGAGAAAGCUGUAUCAAGCGGACAGUGCCUAUACAAGAUAUCGUCAUAUACCAGCUUCCCCAUGCACGACUUCUACCGGUGCCGCACGUGUAAUACCACUGAGCGAAAUGCUAUAUGUGUAAACUGCAUUAAAACAUGUCAUAGUGGCCAUGUAGUUGAGUUCAUCCGUCAUGACAGGUUUUUCUGUGACUGUGGUGCCGGGACAUUAAACAACCAGUGCCAGUUACAGGGAGAGCCAACACAAGAUACCGAUACCCUGUAUGACUCGGCUGCUCCCAUCGAGUCUCAGUCACUCAUGGCGGAAGUCUAACUACCGCCCAAAACCACCUUAGCUAUGUCAAAAGUUUCUACAUAGACUCCACCUCAAAUACCCACCAGCCUUCUGAUCUAUAACCAGUAUUUAGACAAGCAGGAUUAGUGUCAGUGUGCACUGUACUUGUUGCCAAACUGGAAGUAUUGGCAGUUUAAGAUUAAUUGAAAUAAACACACCCACCUUUUGUACUGUGAUUUGUCCACAUCAAUCCAUAGCCUUAUAAUGGAGUAUAUUUCUAUUUACAAUGAAUUAUCCGUGGACUUCAAAAGUGAUGAUGUGGGCACCUGUACAAUUCCUGGAAAGUAGACCAAAGUGGCUUCUUAUCAAAAGUGUGUGAAGUGAAAUAGAGGGUGGUCUUGAAAAACCCUGUGGAAAUGAAAAAUAUAAUGUGGCCUGAUUUAAUCCUGCUCCAUCUUUACAAUUAUCCUCAUUUUUUAUAUAAACGUGAUGUGUAUCACAUCAAUUUUAUGGUAUGGCAACACCAGAUGGUUGUCUAAACAUUUCCUGCACAAGAUGAAAAUGAUUUUGUAGGUCAGUAUUGUUAAUAUACAUUGCACAGGAAAACCACUGUGGAUAAAUGCUUGUUUUCAUUGUUAGUACACACUUGCUAUAGAGAACCAGAAAUUGGCACAAAACGAUAAACACUGAAGCACAAGAAUGGUGGUUCUCGAACUACAAGACUGUGCAUGUUUACGUUAGUACCAGUGAUGUACAUAGAUGCUGUUUGGGAUGUGUGAGGGCUUUGUACAUAUGUGUUGAAUGCAGGAGAACUGGCCUAAAUACAGGUAGUGUGGGUCAUUUUGCAGUGUUAUGAUUGAGUACAGUUCGUAAUUAGGAUUUAAGCUGUUAAGAUUUUUAUAUAUUACAAUAAUGAUUGACAAAAACCAAUAUGCAGUAAUUGUAGUUGUUUCUGAUCACUUCCUGUGUUCUGUUUUGAAGAUCUGUUGUAUUUUUUUGCAUGUGAAGUUUAGUUGCAUUUUAUAAUGUAUUUGUGACAUAUGAAGAUAUUUGUUGUCUCAAUUUUGUUAAGAUUUUAUACUGAAUUGGAACACUACAGAUAACUGUGAUUAAAACCAAAAUAAACCUAAUGUUACUGCUUACACCCUGGGAGGGGCCUAGAAAAUACACCUGUGGCUUCAUCUCCCAUUGCAGUAAAAUGACAUACUUUCAAAAUGUAGUAUUGGUAUGAUAUUUCUGCAGCUUUGUGAGGAUGAAUUUAGAUAGUGCCUUUAUUUUUUCAUUCUUAGGUAGCAUGUCCAACCACAGUGUCUGAAUCUAAUGAGUUUCCUUUAUUCUCUGCAGCACAUGGCCACCAACUUUUCUUUCCAUAUUCAAUAUGAAGAAUAAGUUCCUCUGCUCAUGUUGAAUCUGUAUCUUUCAUCACGCUAUAGUUUUUCUUUCUACAUUCCUCUGCUACUUUACUCAUGCAGUGACCGAAAGUGUAUACUUUAUUCUUGUCUUUUUCUUUAAUAUAACCACGACACUGUGUUCUUUGUGACUCGGCCUAAUUGUCUCCAUCCCAAGAAUCCAGGGAUGUAUAAGUUGACACAACUUUAAGUGCGUUCCUUGUAACACUAUAUCCAUGUGUCCGUUCUGUGGUCCUUGUUAUACAACCUCAAUAUUCCCCUUUUUUUUGUGGCUCCUGUGAUAUGGAGUUAAACAUCAAAAUGGCCUUUGUUGUUUUUUUCUGUGACAACCUCGUGUUCCGUGUGACGGCCUCGGUAUGAUAUUUUCAUAGGUCUCGUAAUAAAUAUUUCCAUCCCAGACUCUGUUUUCCCCUGUCACUUCCUUUCCCUUAGCCCCUGUGACACAUACCUCAGUAACCCCUUCCCAUUGUACCUGUCACACAGCUGUAAAAAAAAUCCCCUCCCGCAUUUUGUAUGGAAUCUUCCUAUAUAGAAAUAGCGAUGUUACUGUUGCUCAAUGUGCCAUAUAUGUGUUUAAUUUUUGUUUUCAUAUAAUUGAGUUCAAAAUGGUAUAUGUAUAUGUGCCAGCAAGAUGAAAGAAUGAUUUGAAAGAGAUGCAAUCAGCCGACUAUUAAUCAUAAAAAGCCCAGAGAAGAUACUCAUGUUAAGUGUGUGUUUGGUUAGAGUAUGCUUGAAUGACAAACAAUGACGUAAUAUAUUUUGAUUGCCCUUGCUUUAUAAGAAAGGCAUUCUACUAGCAGACACAUGCUAAUAUUUUUAAUUCUGAGAGAUGUAGUGCACAAAAAAGAAUCUGUAAUGCUUUAUCACAUUGAAGUGUUACCUUAGUGUUCAAGUGUGCUUCCAUAAUUAUUGUAAUUAGGCUCCCCCCUUCCUUUAAACUAAAAUGAAAAGUAUUAGCAGCAUUUUGUGUGCAUUAAAGACAUAACGUCAAAAGAAUUAGGGUGGGGGGCCCAUACCUAAUAAUGCCACUAAACCUAUAGAGAGAUUGGAGGCAGACAGUUGUAACUUCUUUUUCUCACUCUUUCCUCUCUUCCUCACCUUUAGACAGACUGUAUGCUGGUAUGUGUUUGCUUAUGCAAUAGUUUUCUUAUGCCAGAACAAAGAUUUGUAUUCGUUUUAGGAUGCACAUCUUCUAAUCCAUGUGUACUUAGAGAGUGCAGUUGUAGGACUGGUAUUACUGUGACAGGUAAAGAUACGAGCCAGAGAGUACGAGUAGUUUUAUAUCGGUUGAAUCGAGAAAAAUAUCCCAUCCAUAUUAUUUUAAAUUUUCUAUAUUUUUAUGGGAACUUUUUUGGUAAUCGAUGCUCUAAAAUGUUAUUAGAUAAAGGGGGUAAAAGUUAUAUACAGCACUGUAUAUGGUACUGUUAUAUAAAAUGUAGCACUGAAAAUUUUCUAUUUUGAAAGUUGGUAAUCAAAACGUAAGUGUACUGCUAGUUUCGUAUAUUUACUUGACACAAAUGUGUGUAUCCUUCUUAAUAUGCCUUUGAGUGAACCAUGUAUAAUUGCCAGUGGCUAGGUAUAAUGGAACUGGUAUUUUAUCAUCAUUCAGAAAAAACACAAAGAAAAUAGUUUCUAUUUUCCUGGGCAUAUAGUGUGAGGGUUGGGAAGAUAAAUGCUGUUUGAUACAUCUUAGAGCUCAAAUAAUGGUCAGUUGUGACUUAUGUAAGAUCAAUAUUAUUGCCAAACUUUGCAUUGUACGCAUAUAGAGGUAAAAUAAUGUAUAGAAUCUACAAAUGCAAUUCAUGGAUUGAUACAUAGGUCACAACCGAAGGUAAAGUUGGGCUGCAAGAUGGAGAUACAUGUACCCAGGUCUUGUACCUCAGGCUGGAAUUUUGUAAGACUCCUUGAGUAAAAUAGUAUAUAGCCAAUUGGAAAACAGCGUGUUUUUUACACUUUGAUAGUGAUGCAAAGAAGUAUAUAUUAUAUAUAUGAUUUCACAAGUUUUAAACACUCGAAGUGCAGUUUAUAAGUAGUGAAUUAGAUUUUGUGCUGUUCUAUCUCGGCAUCACAUCCCACUUUGACCUGUAGAACCUUGAAGUGAAAUAUUCAACAUAGGGAUAAUAUUGUAGGUAUAUAUCACCAGAAUUAUAUAUCUGGCAAAGAAAUAGCUUUUAGACAAUGUGAAAUACAUCAACACACUGGAACUACUUACUACUGUGAUCAUGUAUGCCCAAUUUAGUAAAGAAAACUUAUUUUAUAGUCAGUGACAAGAUGAAAAUUAGGUAAUCCUCUAAGCAUUGCCAUCAUUUUCCAUGUAGACAUGGAGUGGUUUUUGUAUUACCCAGGUCUCAUAUUCCACAUAUCGAUGUAGCAUAGAUAUUUGCUCCAAGGUCAAAAUGCAGGUCAAAAUACCUCCUCUCUAGGACUCUGUGAGGCCUUGUAUAAUGGAAGUACUGCAGAGGUCCUCAGAAGGUAAUGGGGUAAUGAAAGGGACGUGGGUGGUGCACCUUCUCCAGUGUGUAGAGCAGAGGCUCGUGUGUCAUGUGCACUGUAUAAACGGCCUAGAAUUGUAUAUACAAAUAAAAUCCUAAACUCUGAAA
This is a messenger RNA of Procambarus clarkii (red swamp crayfish), 6956 nucleotides long. It is a transcript of the gene FBXO11, whose product is annotated as F-box protein 11. Gene Ontology annotation, biological process: regulation of apoptotic process; ubiquitin-dependent protein catabolic process. Lineage: Eukaryota; Metazoa; Arthropoda; Malacostraca; Decapoda; Cambaridae. Gene Ontology annotation, molecular function: zinc ion binding; protein binding. The record is from RefSeq and is a predicted model, not a curated record.